CUCUGUGUGUGUGCGCGUGCGCCCUGGGGGCUGCUGGGAAAGGAGUCUGGGAGGGGUGGGGGGAGAAUGUGUGCCCCUGGGCUUAAAGGGGAGGAUCUGUGGAUAAAGGGUUACUUGGCCCAUUUUAUAGGGUAGGAAACUGAGGCACAGAAAGGGCAGGUUAAUAGCCCAAAGCCACACAGUGAGUCAGUUCUAAAAUGGGGCAUGGAACCCAGGAGUCCAGCCCCCCUGCUCUCACCACUAGCCCCCACUCCCCUCCCAGAGCCAGGGAUAGAACCCAGGAGUCCUGGCUCCCAGCCCCCCUGUUCUCACCACUGGACCCCACUUCUCCUCCAGGAGCUGGGUGUGGCGCAGGCUGCCCCCUGCUGGUGAAGGAGGACGCAGUCCCGGGUAAGAAAGGCUUCGCUGUCACCUGGCCCGUCUCUCUCCCUCUCUCCCUGCAGCCGGGCCCCCUGACGGCGCCAUGGAGCGUCUGCUGCUCUACGCCCUGGCCCUCUGCCUGGCCCCCUCCCGCGCCCAGCUGUGCCCCCCCCGCUGCACGUGCCAGAACCUGUCCCCCUCGCUGGCCGUCCUGUGCGCCCGUGCCGGGCUGCUCUUCGUGCCCGGGCUCCUCGACCGGCGCACGGCCGAGCUGCGGCUGACGGACAACUUCAUCGCAGCCGUGCGGCUCCGGGACUUCGCCAACAUGACGCGGCUGGUGCACCUGACCCUCUCCCGCAACGCCAUCCGCCAGCUGGUGCCCUUCGCCUUCGCCGACCUGCGCGGCCUGCGGGCCCUCCACCUGGACGGCAACCGCCUGCCGGCCAUCGGGGCCCAGCAGCUCCGGGGCUUGCCCAACCUGCGCCACCUCAUUCUGGGCAACAACCAGCUGCAGGCCGUGGCGCCCGGCGCCUUCGACGACUUCGCCGGCACCCUGGAGGACCUGGACCUGUCCUACAACAACCUGGCCCGGCUGCCCUGGGAGACCAUCCGUCGCCUUAGCAACGUCAACUCCCUCAGCCUGGACCACAACCUCAUCGCCCACGUGCCCCAAGGCGUCUUCGCCGACCUGCACAAGCUGGCCCGGCUGGACAUGACCUCCAACCGGCUGAAGAAGAUCCCCCCGGACCCGCUUUUCCUCCGCCGGCCUGUCUACGCCAAGUCGAAGGGCUCGCCCCUCUCCUCCCUGGUGCUUAGCUUCGGGGGCAACCCCUUGCACUGCAACUGCGAGCUGCUCUGGCUCCGGCGCCUGGCACGCGAGGACGACCUGGAGACCUGCGCCUCUCCGCCCGAGCUCCUGGGCAAGUCCUUCUGGAGCGUCCCCGAGGAGGAGUUCAUCUGCCAGCCGCCCGUCAUCACCCGCCACACGGGCCGGCUGGCGGUGACGGAGGGCCAGGGGGCCACCUUGCGCUGCCGCGGGGCGGGCGACCCCGAGCCGGCGGUGCACUGGCUGUCUCCGGAGGGGAAGCUGGUGGCCAACGGAUCCCGGACGCUGGCCUACGAGAACGGCAGCCUGGAGAUCCUGGUGGCCGCCAUCCAGGACGCCGGCGCCUUCACCUGCGUGGCUUCCAACGCCGCCGGCGAGGCCACCGCCUCCGUGGAGCUGCGGGUCAGCCCCUUGCCCCAGCUCGUCAACGGCACCCGCCCCCCGGCGCCCGGGCCCUCCGAUAUCCUCACCUCGGCCAAGGCGGGUGCCGACGGGAGCUCCGCCCCGCGGGAUGCGGGGGUCCUGGCCUCCGAGCUCUCGGCGUCCUCCGCCCUCAUUCGCUGGGUCCCGCCGCGGCCCGGGCCCGGCGUCCGCAUGUACCAGAUCCAGUAUAACAGCUCCUCCGACGAGACCCUGGUGUACAGGAUGAUCCCCCCACCCAGCCGGGCCUUCCUGGUGAAGGACCUGGCGGCGGGGCGGGCCUAUGACCUGUGUGUGCUGGCCGUCUACGACGACGGGCCGACGGCGCUGAUGGCCACCAGGGUGGUGGGCUGCGUCCACUUCAGCACCCGGCCCGGCUCCCCGCAGUGCCGCUCCCUGCAUGCCCACUUCCUGGGCGGCACCAUGAUCAUCAUCAUCGGCGGGAUCAUCGUCGCCUCCGUCCUGCUCUUUAUCAUCAUCCUCAUGAUCCGCUACAAGGCCCACGGAGGGAACAAGAAGGCCCAGGUCAGCAACGUCUAUUCCCAGACCAACGGCGGGCACCCCCCGGCCUCCUGGGCACAGGACCGGGCCGACGACAGGGCCAGGGAACUCAACGGGGUGGCCCCGAGCAAGGACUGCGAGAAGGGGCUGGCCACCCGUGGCCAAGAGGUGGGCGUGGGAGAGGCACCCUCUCCCAGGAGGAGGAAGUGGUCAAGGACUAGUCUAGACCUCCAGACCAACUGCCCCGCACCUGGCCGAGCCGAGGAACAAGCCCCCCCGGCAGCAGCGCCCCCUGUGGGCGAGAGGAGAUGUGCCGGCGAAUGGACCGAUGUGAAGAUCUGAGCAUCUCACCCAGCUGGAGCGUGGCCGAGCUGUCAGGGGCGCCCCCAGAUCCCCAUGGUCACCGGAUCCAGUGGGAACCCCCUCCCUGCCCCUCCAGGGUUCCCAUUUCACGCCCCUCACCCAACAGCCCGAACUACCUGGGACCCUGGGAGCCGGACAGUGCCCGCUCCUCCCCCACACGGAGCGGGGCCUGUGAGGGGGUGUGCCCAGACAGGCGGGCUUUUGCCAUGGACCCCGUUUCUCCAGGGGAUGGCGCCGCCUACCCCUGCCCUGGCUCAGGGUUUGUCCUGGGCUCACGUGACUCGCCCCGUGCUGGGGCGGGAGCUCCUGCAACCCCCCCCCCCCAAACCCCUGCUCUUGCCUGAAGCCCCGGCAGCUGGUUUUCUAUGA
This is a messenger RNA of Caretta caretta (loggerhead turtle), 2839 nucleotides long. Lineage: Eukaryota; Metazoa; Chordata; Testudines; Cheloniidae. The record is from RefSeq and is a predicted model, not a curated record.